CUCCUUACCAUGGCUAAGGUUUAUCCUCAAGCUCCAUCAUCAUCAUCAUCAUCAUCAUCAUCCUCACCAUCAUCAUCGCCAUACUUGAGCUCAAAGCAAGAAUGCUUCACAAUAUGGAUGAAAUCGCUAGUGUACAACAGCCAUGGAUGCACUGCAUACAAUUCGAAAGGUGAAAUCAUUUAUCGGGUCGACAAUUAUGACAAGAAAUGCAGCUCGCAAGUUUACUUGAUGGAUAUUCGAGGCAACGUUCUUUUCUCCAUACAAAGAAAGAAAUUACGAGUUUUUGGAUGUUGGGAUGGAUACAAGUGGGAUUUUUCCAAGAAACAACGAUGGUUUCGUGUCACGAGUAAACGUCAAAAGAUUCAUGUGGAUUUAGCAUGUGAUCAAGAAAUUAAACCAAAGCAAACGGCUACAGGAGUUCAUCUUGGAGACGAUGUUUUUACAUUAACUGUGGAACCCAAUAUCGAUCAAUCGUUGAUCAUGGCGAUUGUUAUGGUUCAUGGUUUGAUUCAUCGUCAACUUUAA
Lactuca virosa is the source of this 525-nucleotide messenger RNA. The record is from the annotation of a GenBank genome assembly. NCBI's taxonomy places the organism in Eukaryota, Viridiplantae, Streptophyta, Magnoliopsida, Asterales, Asteraceae.